AUGCAUGUAUUCUUCCCUUUGUGUGUGUAUGUUAGGGCUGGUUUGCACAAGUCUGAUACUUCUCGGCGAAAUGGGGAGAGGACAGGUUUUCAAGCCAUUUCUUAUAAAACAAAAAAAGAAACAUGGGCCUGGAUGAGUAUUCCAGCCAGUGUAUUCUCUCUCUCUUCAAACUUUUGUUCUCUCUCUCUCUCUCUCUCUUUAUUUUCCCCACAGGCGGACAGCUCUGUGUGUUGUUUUAUGUACACGUCCCCGGUCGUUUCUUUUUUUUCCAUGUGGAUUCUUUGUCUUUUCUGCGUCUUAUCUCUUUGUUUCUUCCCAUGCUCUUUUUCUGCUCUCUCUCUCUCUCUCUCUCUCUCUCUCUCUCUUAACUUCCUGCUAUCUCUCACUCACUCGCUCACUCACUCAAUCUCUCUUUAUCUCUGUCUGUUUCCCUUUGCAGCCUAUCUCUUUUUUUUCUCUCCCUCCCUUCCUCUCACAAUCGCACACACACACACGUUUCUCUCAGACUCUGACACACACAUACACGGUCUCUCUUUCCUCUCUUCCUCAUUCCCUCUCUCUCUCUCACACGCACACACUCUCUGCCCUCUCCUACAAUGCUUGAUUUUCUCUCUCUCUUUCAUGGAUUGCCCUUUCCUGCUCAGUGAUGAAAAAUGUCCUCCAGUCUUCUUACACGCUGAUGGUAUACAGCACAGUCCUUCACUCAAGGUGUGUUCCUUUCUGUAAUAGAGGGUCUUUUUGUGGGACGGCCAGUCUAUAUCCCACUGUUAAUAAGCUCACAGGAAGUGCCAGACUAAUCCAAAACCUUUUCCAUAAUUAGGAUAGAGCAGAACACCUCAGCACACACCCAGCAACCCGGCGGGCAGGUAGCCUAUCACGGCGCCUCCUGACGGAGGCUCGGAGGAAAACUGGAACUUUAAUAGUUAAUAUCCUUUUUCUCUCUUUGCCUGUACACCCCACUCCAGCACUCCCCUUCUUUUUCUCUUGCUGAUGGACUCUUCUUUUUUUAUUUUCACACCAUACCAUCCCCCUUUUUCUGUUUCUAUCUCUCAAACUCUCUCUCUCUCUCUCUCUCUCUCUCUUUCACAGCAUUCCCGUCUUUCUAUCUUUCGUUCACUCCCCCACCCCCUCGCAAGCGCUCCCUCCCUAUUCUCUCUUUCAUUCUUUCUGUCUCUUUUUCUUUGACCUCAUCUUUUCUUAUGCUCUCUCCCUCCCCCAGUUUCUCUUCCUCCUUUUUUGCUGCAUUCUCUUCUUCUCUUGCCCUCCCCCACCUUUUUCUCUUCUCUCUUUUCUCUCUCUCUUUCUGUUUCUCUCCUGUUCCCCCCUCCUCCUUCCUCCUUCUCUAUACCUCUCUGUCUCACUCCCCCCUCCCUCUUCCUCUUAUUCUCUCUCUCCCCCUGUGUGUCUGUCUCACUCCCUCCCUUUUUCUCUUUCCAAACUGCUUUUCUUUCUUUGUCAGUCAUUUUUGUGUGUGUGUGGUGCCUCUCAGACGCUGUACAGCGUCUUGCUGCUUAAUUAUUUCAGACACACAAAUAAACAGACUUGUGGAACUCCUCAGCAUUCUGGAAACAUUUCGGCGUAUCUCACUCACUCAAUGUCUGUCUGACAACGACAGACACACCUCCACGGCCACUCAGUGUGCCGGUGAUUAGAGAUUACUGUGUGUGCGCGUCUGGCAACAUUUGUGAAGAGCGCACCUUUGAAAGGAAGUGAGCAUUGUAUGUGUGGGCUUUUGUUAGCGUGCGCUUCAUAAAGAAAUAUGUUUGUUGAAGGGUCACGGCGUAUGGAGUGUGUGCGUGAGAACGAGAGAUGAAACACGCGUUUGUGUUUGUGUUUGCAAGAGCGAAAGAGAAAGAAAGCGAGAUGGGGGAGUGUGAGGAAGGGAGGGGAGAGACACAGAAAGAAAAAGAAAGACAUUGGAAGAAAUAGGUUUGUGUGUGUGUGUGUGUGAAUGUGUAUGUGUGUGUGAGAGGCAGGCACAACCAGUUCUGAUAACAGCAACAGUAGGAGGAGGAUGAGCUUGGCUCCGCCCCCUCUCCCUCGCUCACUUAUAAAUAGGAGCUGGUGGUUUUUGCUCCUCUUACUUCUCUUGAAGGAUGAGAUCCCUGAAACAUCUGAAACAUCACACCAGGAGUAAUGUGGAGGAGCAGGAGGUACCUCUUGUCAGCUGCUAUUCUAAAGUAAUGGAGCAUGGAGUGGAUGCCGGCACUCAGACCGACCCUGUUGUGGUCCUGUCUUUGGCCCAGGCCGCCGUGCUAGGCCUCAUAUCUCAGAAUGAAAUUUUCGGAGCCACCAUCGCCCCAAAAGGCUUCUGCAAGGGGAUGGCACGCGACGGUCCCGCUCCCCCUGCGGAAGCUAUGGAGUACGAAUAUGCAGAUCAGCUGAUCGGAGCCAACGGAGACUAUCUAUCCGAGCCUCAUAGGAGGCCGGAAGGACUUCACGGGGCAGAGCGUAGGCGCCCUGGUCCCAGAGGGAGGACCAAGAGGCCCUUUAGUGAGGUAGAAGCAGAGGAAAAGUCCCUGGACACAUCGAAUCCGGUGAAAGGAGAGAGAAUGGAGUUUUCAAGUCCCUGUUAUCUCGCAAAUCCACAACAAACAGACAGCGAGCCAGAGGUAUUGGAUCUAACGCCCAACAGAGUGCCAGUGAAAGAAGAGAACUGUACCAAAGGCUACCCUGAAUCCUCAAGAGAACCAAGCGACCAACAGGUUGAUGCCAAUUCGGAAGCUAACGCAAAGCCAAGCACUGUCGGGCCUGCGAAGGCAUUGCCAGUGUCUUCUGAGGAGGAAAGAGGAAAGGAGGAACGUGAGGAGGAGGAUGUGGAGGAGAGAGCGCUGAAUCUGAAAACCAAGGAAGAAGAUGUGACGCCGGUGAUGAGGCGCUACUAUGAGUCCAGCGUGAUCGGUUACGAAACUGCUGAGAUGAGCAUGCCAGGAGAAUACGAGGAGGGGGGGCAGUCCAUGGUUUGGACAGACGCCGAGAACUCUGUCGGUCGACGGAUGCAAAUUGAUCGGCUGGACAUCAACGUGCAGAUUGACGAGUCGUACUGCGUGGAUGUAGGAGAAGGACUUAAGCGCUGGAAGUGCCGCAUGUGCGAGAAAUCCUACACCUCGAAAUACAAUCUGGUCACGCACAUACUCGGCCACAACGGCAUCAAGCCCCACGAGUGUGUGCACUGUGGAAAGCUCUUCAAGCAGCCCAGCCACUUGCAGACACACCUGCUGACGCACCAGGGUACACGGCCGCACAAGUGCACCGUCUGCAAAAAGGCCUUCACCCAGACUAGCCAUCUCAAACGCCACAUGUUGCAACACAGCGACAUCAAGCCCUACAGCUGCCGCUUCUGCGGCCGGGGCUUCGCAUACCCCAGUGAACUGCGCACCCACGAGACCAAGCACGAGAGCGGUCACUGUCACGUUUGCGCGCAGUGCGGAAUGGAGUUCCCCACCCAAGCCCAUCUCAAGCGGCACCAGGUCAGCCACCAAGGCCCGACCACCUUCCAAUGCAGCGAAUGCCACAAGUCCUUCGCCUACCGGAGCCAGCUUCAGAACCACCUGAUGAAGCACCAGAACGUGAGGCCUUUCGUUUGCUCCGAGUGCGGCAUGGAGUUCGUCCAGAUCCACCACCUGAAGCAACACAUGCUUAGACACAAGGGUAUGAAAGAAUACAAAUGUGAAGUGUGUUCGCGAGAAUUCACUCUCUCAGCCAACCUGAAGCGUCACAUGCUGAUCCACACCAGCGUGCGGCCCUUCCAGUGCCACGUCUGCUUCAAGACCUUCGUCCAAAAACAGACGCUUAAAACGCACAUGAUCGUCCAUCUGCCCGUGAAACCGUUUAAGUGCAAGGUGUGCGGCAAGUCCUUCAACAGAAUGUACAACCUGCUGGGUCACAUGCACCUUCACGCCGGAAGCAAACCCUUCAAGUGUCCUUACUGCAGCAGCAAGUUCAAUUUGAAGGGCAACCUCAGCCGACACAUGAAGGUGAAACAUGGAAUCCUGGACACCUCCUCUGAAGGACAAGACGUUCUUCAUGAUGUGGAGGGUCAUGAAGAUUAUGAAGCGGAGAGCUUCGAUUACAGCGAGAGGGAAAAUCUAGCUAGCAACAACAGCACAACGACGCAAGACUUGGCAAAACUCGGCAAAAUGAGUUACUAUAACUACACCAAGGUUGCUGCUCGCUACAAUACGGCUUGAGCGGCUGACUGAGACGCUAAAACGUGAUUAAAAGAACAGAAAACACCAAAGUCAUUUCUGUAGUAUCUUUGGCUUUGACAUGAGCCAAUGAGAGGAAAUAGCCAUCACGAAGUGGUUGUGCUCUGGAAGCCAUUUUGGCUCUGCGAAACAAGAGAUAGAAGGAAAGCUUCAUUUUAACAAGUGUAAUGUGACAUUAGGGUCAUGGAGAAUAGAGGACAGUGUGCAUAGGUACUGUUCAUUUUGAAUGUUCUUUUACUCCUGUCACCGAGUGCAGAAGGAUAUCGUUUCUGAGCUGGAUUCAGUGGUAGCAGUAUGUAUAGGCAUGAGGCGGCACUUAAUCCAUACAGACAAUCCUCUGCUCUUAACUUGUCAACUGUCCACGUGGAGACAUGAAGAUGAUGUGACUUGCUAUUUUAGAACAUUGAUGUUGCUGGUGGAUUUAUUGUCCAGAAACCACAUAGGGUUUAACCAAAGCUGACAAAGUGGGAAUAGCUCUCAUUAUACUUUAACUUUCCCAUCAUUUUGUUAACACACUGUGACUUUUUGUUGAGAUUCUUCCUUUGCAGUUUGUGAUUUGCGAUGCGUGUUGCUUGUAGCUCACAGUGGGAUGUUUCAGUGCCUGGGGAUUUUGCGUUUCUUUUUAAGUUGGUGGGACAGUGUGUGGCCUUCUGAACAUUUUUGUUUUUCUGUUAUUAUUGCAGAGUAUUUAUUUUUCAAUGUUAUUUCUUGGCAUUCUCAUGUGUGAAUACAUUGAUAGAAAGACCCAGUGUUCCAGAUGGGCAGAUUUUAUUUCAACAUGCACAUGUUGUCAUUUAGUUUAAAUUUGGGCAUAUUUGCAUUCUUCUCCAAAGUGCAUUGUUUGGUCAGUCUUACUCAUGGUAAAAUCUGUCAUCUGCCGAAACAUUUUUCCAUCUUUAGUUUGACGAAUGUAAUAAUGCAAAAAUAUAUUUCUCCCUUUAAAAAGUCUCAUUUUGGAGCCAUGAACCAGCCAACAAAACUGUUAUAUUUAAUCAAAUCUCAGAAAUUCAGUUAUUUAUUUAUUGCUGAAGCGCUUGAUCCAUUCUUUACGGCUUACAACCAUGUUCUUGUUUAUAACACUAGCUAACUGUGGGCUGAAUCCAUUUUUAAUUCACAAUGUGGAGACCUUCUCGCAUCAGUUUUUUGGUGCAACAUUCAUUUAAUUCUUAAAUACCCCCAAAAGAAACGUCUUUCCCAAAGUCACCAAUACUGACUGAAGAGGAUGCACAAAAAGACACCGGACAAAAAUAUGAACUGCCCUUAUGUGUGCUAGUGAGCAUCUCAUCCAUCAUUCCUGUGCACAGCUCAGAAGUGAUGAACGACACUCUGCCGACAUGUGACAGGGCUCGAGACCCAGAGGAGAAUGAUUGGGGAAAUUCACCAUGUAUUCUCCAUUUCUCUCUCUGCUUAGCUUCACACUGACAGUGCCAUCUAGACAACUCAAAAAUGUUAAUAUGUAACGUGACAGAUUUGGUUUGCCAUUUUAAAGCUAGAUCGGAAUUUUAGUUUUGUAUAAGCUUUCAAUUAUUUUGUUGCAAUGCACACAAAUGUGAAUAUGAAGCUGAUAAAUGUGUGUUGAAUGUUGUGCUAUGGACAUUAUCAUAAAUUAAUACAUCUAUUUA
Molecule: messenger RNA, 5830 nt
Organism: Triplophysa dalaica
Lineage: Eukaryota; Metazoa; Chordata; Actinopteri; Cypriniformes; Nemacheilidae
Gene: znf710a
Product: zinc finger protein 710a
Exons: 5
Coding region: 2097-4190 (697 amino acids)
Biological process (GO): regulation of DNA-templated transcription
Molecular function (GO): DNA-binding transcription factor activity, RNA polymerase II-specific; RNA polymerase II cis-regulatory region sequence-specific DNA binding
Source: RefSeq, a predicted model, not a curated record